This is a messenger RNA of Rotaria sp. Silwood2, 876 nucleotides long. NCBI's taxonomy places the organism in Eukaryota, Metazoa, Rotifera, Eurotatoria, Philodinida, Philodinidae. The record is from the annotation of a GenBank genome assembly.
AUGGUCACUUGUGAAAAACGUCUUCAAAGUAGAUUUUCGGCGACCACAUCACGUUAUCUUUUGCCAACAUUUCGACGUCCCUGUUAUUUAGCGAUUUGGAAGGAUAUAAAUGAUCAAUACAUCGAUGCAGGAAAUCUUUUUUAUCAAUGGACUUUGGAAGGUGAAUCACCAAUAUACGAAGAAAUAAAUGAUGCUCUUCUAUGUGAUAAUUAUAAUAAAUUGAGAAAGCAUAUUAUUUAUAUUAAUAAAUUACGUCGAGCAAUUCAAGAAAAUCGUCAAACAGAACCAAUGAGAAUUUAUCGGAAUCUUGAACUUGAUCCAGCUUAUGUUCGAAAAGAAUAUCAAGAAGAUCAAAUAUUUUUAUGGCCAACAUUUUCCAGUGCAUCACGUGAUAGAAAAAGAGCAUCAAAAUUUGGUAAUUAUACAUUUCAGAUUGAUACAUCUUCUAAUGGUGUUACUUAUUAUACGGAUAUCAGUAAAUAUUCUGAAUUUCCACACGAACAAGAAGUUUUAUUUUAUCCGUAUAGUGGAUUUCGGGUGAAAGAAAUUCUUUCAGAUGCUAAAAUUAUUAAAUUAGAAUGUGUUGAUACAUUAGCAGUGGAACUACAUUCAAAACAAUUAAUUCCAGAACAAGUAAAACUUUUCGAUCAACGUAGACAAAUGUUUGUUUAUCUUCAUAAAGAUAGUAAAUAUGUACAUUGGUCAAAAGCUGAUCAACCAGAUAAAAUAUAUUGUAUUGGAGAAAAUCCAACUGGAUAUUGGGAUUCACCGAAACGAUUUCAUCAUAGAAAUGGUUAUUUUCUUAAUCGAGGAUAUUCAGGAUGGAAAGAAUAUCUAAAUAAUCACUAUCAUGCAACAUUUCAACAAAAAGAAUAA